AUGGCUUUCUCCUACUCGUACGAGGGCAGGGCCCAAAAAAUGAUAAAGUGCUUUUGCGGCUGCUCAGAAAUCUCUGUGGAGGAACUCCUUCGCAUUAAAGAUUUGAUUGGAAGGGUUAUGGACAUUCUUUCGGACCCGCCAGCCGCAAAGCUACUCCGCGAGUUCAUGGAAGAAAGGCGAUCCGGCGAUAGGAAUUUAGCCGAGCAGUACCUGGACAUCUUCGAGAAGUGCGCCCAACUAAAAGCACAGCCCACCAUAACCACGGAAGAUUUGGACGAGCUUAUCAACUUGGGCUUGCCUUAUGAACUGGAGAAGGAUCUAAAGGACAACCGAAUGGAAAGCAGGGAUUUUCUGAAUCGCAUCGAAACCAAAUGUUGCAACAUAAUUGAGGCGAGUGCAGACUUUCGUGAUUUUGAGUUAGCAAUAGCUAAAAAAGUGCAACAGGUACCGAAGGAAAUGAAAUAG
This is a messenger RNA of Drosophila subpulchrella, 465 nucleotides long. RefSeq lists its product as uncharacterized. The transcript is spliced from 2 exons. The record is from RefSeq and is a predicted model, not a curated record. NCBI's taxonomy places the organism in Eukaryota, Metazoa, Arthropoda, Insecta, Diptera, Drosophilidae. Bases 1 to 465 code for a protein of 154 amino acids.